UGUCCCGUGUUUCGUUACUUUCGAUGACUUGUGGGACUUAAAGCGCUUUACUGGAACUUUAAUGUGAUACAAUCCCACAAAAAGUUGACUUUGGAUUAAAAUUCAACGACUAAAUUUAUAUUUCUGGAUUUUUAUACAAUUAACGGGCUGGUAAUGAGGAUCUUCGCCAUGGCGGCGAGCCGUCAAAUUAUGGCACAGUUCCUUCUACUGCUCUUGGCAAUAACCACAGCCGCUUCCUCAACUUCAACCACAGACGCUUCAACGACAACCACAGACGCUUCAAAUACCACAGACGCUUCAACAACUACCACAGAUGCUGCAACAACAUCAACAGAUGCUGCCACAACUACCACAGAUGCUGCCACAACUACCACAGAUGCUGCCACAACUACCACAGACGCUGCAACAACAACAACAGGCGCAGCCACAACAACCACAGAUGCUGCAACAACUACCACAGACGCUGCAACAACUACCACAGAUGCUGCAACAGCAACCACAGCCGCUGCAACAACAACAACAGACGCUGCAACAACAACAACAGGCGCAGCCACAACAACCACAGAUGCUGCUACAACAACCACAGAUGCUGCUACAACUACCACAGACGCUGCCACAACUACAACAGACGCUGCGACAACAACAACAGGCGCAGCCACAACAACCACAUAUGCUGCAACAACAACCACAGAUGCUGCUACAAAUACCACAGAUGCUGCUACAACUACCACAGACGUUGCCACAACUACAACAGACGCAGCCACAACAACCACAUAUGCUGCAACAACAACCACAGAUGCUGCAACAACUACCACAGAUGCUGCAACAACAACCACCGAUGCUGCCACAACAACCACAGACGCCGCUGCAACAACUACCACAUAUGCUGCAACAACAACCACAGAUGCUGCAACAACAACCACAGACGCUGCAACAACAACCACAGACGCUGCAACAACUACCACAGACGCUGCAACAACUACCACAGACGCUGCAACAACUACCACAGAUGCUGCAACAACAACCACAGCUGCUGCAACAAAUACCACAGAUGCUGCAACAACAACCACAGACGCUGCAACAACUACCACAGAUGCUGCAACAACUACCACAGAUGCUGCAACAACAACCACCGAUGCUGCCACAACAACCACAGACGCCGCUGCAACAACUACCACAUAUGCUGCAACAACAACCACAGAUGCUGCAACAACAACCACAGACGCUGCAACAACAACCACAGACGCUGCAACAACUACCACAGACGCUGCAACAACUACCACAGACGCUGCAACAACUACCACAGAUGCUGCAACAACAACCACAGCUGCUGCAACAACUACCACAGAUGCUGCAACAACAACCACAGACGCUGCAACAACUACCACAGAUGCUGCAACAACUACCACAGAUGCUGCAACAACAACCACAGAUGCUGCAACAACUACCACAGAUGCUGCAACAACAACCACAGAUGCCGCAACAACUACCACAGAUGCUGCAACAACUACCACAGAUGCUGCAACAACUACCACAGACGCUGCAACAACUACAACAGGCGCUGCAACAACUACCACAGAUGCUGCAACAACAACCACAGCUGCUGCAACAACUACAACAGAUGCUGCAACAACUACCACAGACGCUGCAACAACUACCACAGACGCUGCAACAACUACCACAGAUGCUGCAACAACUACCACAGAUGCUGGAACAACUACCACAGACGCUGCAACAACUACCACAGAUGCUGCAACAACAACCACAGCUGCUGCAACAAAUACCACAGAUGCUGCAACAACUACCACAGAUGCCGCAACAACUACCACAGACGCUGCAACAACUACCACAGAUGCCGCAACAACAACCACAGAUGCUGCAACAACUACCACAGAUGCUGCAACAACAACCACAGAUGCUGCCACAACUACCACAGACGCUGCAACAACAACCACAGACGCUGCCACAACUACCACAGAUGCUGCAACAACUACCACAGAUGCUGCAACAACUACCACAGAUGCUGCAACAACAACCACAGAUGCUGCAACAACCACAGCUGCUGUAACAACUACCACAGAUGCUGCAACAACAACCACAGAUGCUGCAACAACAUCUUCUACUCAACAAGCUUCAACUACAACCGCUGACACAACAACUACAGACGCUGCCACAACAACCACAGACGCUGCCACAACAACCACAGAUGCUGCCACAACAACCACAGAUACUGCCACAACAACCACUGCUUCAGCAACGACAACCACAGACGCUGUAACCACAACUACUGAGGCAGCAACAACAACAACAACUGAGGCCGCAACAACAACUACUGAGGCAGCAACAACAACUACUGAGGCUGCAACGACAACUACUGAAGCAGCAACAACAACCACAGACGCUUUGACCACAACUACUGAGGCCGCAACAACAACAACUGAGGCCGCAACAACAACUUCUGAGGCACCGACAACAACAACUACUGAGGCCGCAACAACAACUACUGAGGCCGCAACAACAACAACUGAGGCCGCAACAACAACUUCUGAGGCACCGACAACAACAACUACUGAGGCCGCAACAACAACAACUGAGGCCGCAACAACAACUUCUGAGGCACCGACAACAACAACUACUGAGGCCGCAACAACAACUACUGAAGCAGCAACAACAACCACAGAUGCUGUAACAACAACUACUGAGGCCGCAACAACAACUACCGAGACACCAACAACAACUACUGAGGCCGCAACAACAACUACCGAGACACCAACAACAACUACUGAGGCCGCAACAACAACUACCGAGACACCAACAACAACUACUGAGGCCGCAACAACAACUACCGAGACACCAACAACAACUACUGAGGCUGCAACAACAACUACUGAGGCUGCAACAACAACUACCGAGGCUGCAACAACAACUACCGAGGCUGCAACAACAACCACAGAGGCUGUGACAACAACUACUGAAGCAGCAACAACAACCACAGACGCUGAAACCACAACUACUGAGGCAGCAACGACAACCACAGACGCUGUGACAACAACUACUACUGAAGCAGCAACAACAACUACUGAAGCAGCAACAACAACCACCGAGGCUGUAACCACAACUACUGAGGCUGUAACCACAACUACUGAGGCACCAACAACAACAACUGAGGCACAAACAACAACUACUGAAGCAGCAACAACAACCACAGAAGCUGUGACCACAACUACUGAGGCACCCACAACAACUACUGAAGCAGCAACAACAACUACUGAGGCACCAACAACAACCACAGAAGCUGUGACCACAACUACUGAGGCACCCACAACAACUACUCAAGCAGCAACGACAACCACAGAAGCUGUAACCACAACUACUGAAGCAGCAACAACAACCACAGAGGCUGUUACCACAACUACUGAGGCCGCAACAACAACCACAGAAGCUGUGACCACAACUACUGAGGCACCAACAACAACUACUGAGGCACCAACAACAACUACUGAAGUAGCAACAACAACCACAGAAGCUGUGACCACAACUACUGAGGCACCCACAACAACUACUGAAGCACCAACGACAACCACAGAAGCUGUGACCACAACUACUGAAGCAGCAACAACAACCACUGAGUCAGUAACCACAACUACUGAAGCACCAACAACCACUACGGAGGCCGCAACAACAACUACGGAGGCACCAACAACAACUACUGAAGCAGCAACGACAACCACAGAGGCUGUAACCACAACUACUGAGGCACCAACAACAACUACUGAGGCACCAACAACAACCACAGAAGCCGUGACCACAACUACUGAGGCACCAACAACAACUACUGAGGCACCAACGACAACCACAGAAGCUGUAACCACAACUACUGAAGCAGCAACCACAACUACUGAGGCACCAACAACAACCACAGAAGCUGUGACCACAACUACUGAAGCACCAACAACAACUACUGAGGCACCAACAACAACUACUGAAGCUGUGACCACAACUACUGAGGCACCAACAACAACUACUGAGGCUGUGACCACAACUACUGAGGCACCAACAACAACAACCACAGAAGCCGUGACCACAACUACUGAGGCACCAACAACAACUACUGAGGCACCAACAACAACUACUGAGGCACCAACAACAACCACAGAAGCCGUGACCACAACUACUGAGGCACCAACAACAACUACUGAGGCACCAACGACAACCACAGAGGCUGUAACCACAACUACUGAAGCAGCAACCACAACUACUCAGGCACCAACAACAACCACAGAAGCUGUAACCACAACUACUCAGGCACCAACCACAACUACUGAAGCAGCAACCACAACUACUGAGGCACCAACAACAACCACAGAAGCUGUGACCACAACUACUGAAGCACCAACAACAACUACUGAGGCACCAACAACAACUACUGAGGCUGUGACCACAACUACUGAGGCACCAACAACAACCACAGAAGCCGUGACCACAACUACUGAAGCACCAACAACAACUACUGAGGCACCAACAACAACUACUGAGGCCGUGACCACAACUACUGAGGCACCAACAACAACUACUGAGGCUGUGACCACAACUACUGAGGCACCAACAACAACAACCACAGAAGCCGUGACCACAACUACUGAGGCACCAACAACAACUACUGAGGCACCAACGACAACCACAGAGGCUGUAACCACAACUACUGAAGCAGCAACCACAACUACUCAGGCACCAACAACAACCACAGAAGCUGUAACCACAACUACUGAAGCAGCAACUACAACAACUGAACCAACAACUACUACUGUGUCCGCUACAACUACGGAGCCAACCACUACAACUGAACCGACCACUACAACUGAACCGACCACUACUACUGAACCAACAACUACUACUGAGCCGACCACAACUACUGAACCUACCACUACUACUGAACCUACCACUACCACAGAACCAGCAACAACGACGGCGGCACAGACAACAACAGCUGAAGCCACAACAACUGCUGAAACCACAACUGCGGUACCGACAACAACAUCUGAAGUCACAACAACGGUGGCACCGACAACAACUACUCAAACAGAAACGACCACCACGACUAUGGCCUCAACAACAACAGCUGAGGCCACAACAACCGCCGCUUCGACGACAACCGCUGAGGUCACAACAACCGCUGUACCGACAACAACCGCUGUACCGACAACAACCGCUGUACCGACAACAACUACUGAGGCCACAACAACCGCUGAGGCGACAACAACCGCUGUACCGACGACAACCGCUGAGGCGACAACAACCGCUGCACCGACAACAACAACUGAAGCCACAACGACCGCUGCACCGACAACAACAACUGAAGCCACAACGACCGGUGUGCCGACAACAACAACUGAAGCCACAACGACCGGUUUGCCGACAACAACAUCUCAAGCUACAACAUCAACUGACGCUGUAACCACAACAACUGCCGAGACCACAACAACUACAGACGUUGUAAGUACAACCGCUGAAGCCACAACAACCGCUGCGUCGACAACAACUGCUGAGGUAACUACAACCCCUGCGCUGACAACUACUGAAGCUACAACAACCGCUGCGUCGACAACAACUGCUCAAACAGAAACAACAACCACAACUGCUGAAGUCACAACAACUUCGACACCAACAACAACCGUUGCGCCAACAACAACUGCUGAAGUCACAACAUCAACAGAUGCUGUAACCACAACAACCGCAGCCCCAACAACAACUGUCGAGGCCACAACCACAGAUGCUGUAACCACAACAAGCGCAGCCCCAACAACAACUGUCGAGGUCACAACCACAGAUGCUGUAACCACAACAACCGCAGCCGCAACAACAACUGUCGAUGCCACAACCACAGAUGCUGUAACCACAACAACCGCAGCCCCAACAACAACUGUCGAGGCCACAACCACAGACGCUGUAACCACAACAACCGUAUCCCCAACAACAACUGUCGAGGUCACAACUACAGACGCUGUAACCACAACAACCGCAGCCGCAACAACAACUGUCGAGGCCACAACCACAGAUGCUGUAACCACAACAACCGCAGCCCCAACAACAACUGUCGAGGCCACAACCACAGACGCUGUAACCACAACAACCGUAUCCCCAACAACAACUGUCGAGGUCACAACUACAGACGCUGUAACCACAACAACCGCAGCCGCAACAACAACUGUCGAUGCCACAACCACAGAUGCUGUAACCACAACAACCGCAGCCCCAACAACAACUGUCGAGGCCACAACCACAGACGCUGUAACCACAACAACCGUAUCCCCAACAACAACUGUCGAGGUCACAACUACAGACGCUGUAACCACAACAACCGCAGCCGCAACAACAACUGUCGAGGCCACAACCACAGACGCUGUAACCACAACAACUGCGGCUCCGACAACUACUGAUAAUGCUACAACAACUGUGGCACUGACAACUACUGUUAAUGCUACAACAACUGCGGCACCGACAACAACUGCUGAUGCUACAACAACUGCGGCACCGACAACAACUGCUGAUGCUACAACAACUGCGGCACCGACAACAACUGCUCAAACAGAAAUAACGACAACUGCUGAAGCUGCAACAACUGCAGCAUCAACAACUGUCGAAGCCACAACAGCCACGGUAUUGACAACAACUGUCUUAGCCACAACAACCGCAGCAUCAACAACCACUGUUGAAUCCACAACAACCGUUACGCCAACAACAACUGUUGAGGUGACAACAUCAGCAGAUGCUGUAAACACAACAACCGCAGCGUUGACAACAACUGCUAAUGUCACAACAACUGCUGAUUCUACAACAACAGCAGCACCAACAACAACUACUGAUGCUACAACAACAUCGGUACCGACAACAACUGCUGAUUCUACAACAACAGCGGUACCAACAACAACUGCUAAUGCCACAACAACUACUGAUGCUACAACAACAGCAGCACCGACAACAACUACUGAUGCUACAACAACAGCAACACCGACAACAACUACUUAUGCUACAACAACAACAGCAGCACCAACAACAACUACUGAUGCUACAACAACAGCGGCACCGACAACAACUGCUAAUGCCACAACAACAGCUGUACCGACAACUACUGCUCAAACAGAAUCGACAACAGCUGCUCCAACAACUACGACUGUUAUAGAUACGAGGUCUACUGCAGAAACAACCACUGCUGCAGAUACCACGACAGUUGGUGAAACUACAACACGUACUGAAGCAAAUACAACAAGCGCAGGUACCACAACACCUAGUGUAACUACUACUGUCGCAGGUACCACAACAUCUGGUGUAACUACUACUGCCGCAGGUACCACAACAUCUGGUGUAACAACUACUGCCGCAGGUACCACAACCUCUGGUGUAACUACUACUGUCGCAGGUACCACAACCUCUGGUGUAACUACUACUGCCGCAGGUACCACGACAUCCGGUGUAACUACUACUGCUGCAGGUACCACAACCUCUGAUAUAACUACUACUGCCGCAGGUACCACAACAUCUGAUGUAACUACUACUGCCGGAGGUACCACAACAGCCGGAGUAACGACAACUGCUGCAGAUACUACAACUGUUACAGAGACAUCCACAACUGCCGCAACUACCACAACAGCUGAAGCUACUACAACGGUCGCACCUACCACAACUACCACAACAGCUGAAGCUACUACAACGGUCGCACCUACCACAACUACCACAACAGUUGAAGCUACUACAACGGUCGCGCCUACCACAACUACCACAACACCUGAAGCUACUACAACGGUCGCGCCUACCACAACUACCACAACACCUGAAGCUACUACAACGGUCGCGCCUACCACAACUACCACAACACCUGAAGCUACUACAACGGUCGCGCCUACCACAACUACCACAACAGCUGAAGCUACUACAACGGUCGCGCCUACCACAACUACCACAACACCUGAAGCUACUACAACGGUCGCGCCUACCACAACUACCACAACACCUGAAGCUACUACAACGGUCGCGCCUACCACAACUACCACAACACCUGAAGCUACUACAACGGUCACGCCUACCACAACUACCACAACACCUGAAGCUACUACAACGGUCACGCCUACCACAACUACCACAACACCUGAAGCUACUACAACGGUCGCGCCUACCACAACUACCACAACACCUGAAGCUACUACAACGGUCGCGCCUACCACAACUACCACAACACCUGAAGCUACUACAACGGUCGCACCUACCACAACUACCACAACACCUGAAGCUACUACAACGGUCGCGCCUACCACAACUACCACAACACCUGAAGCUACUACAACGGUCGCGCCUACCACAACUACCACAACACCUGAAGCUACUACAACGGUCGCGCCUACCACAACUACCACAACACCUGAAGCUACUACAACGGUCGCGCCUACCACAACUACCACAACACCUGAAGCUACUACAACGGUCACGCCUACCACAACUACCACAACACCUGAAGCUACUACAACAGUCACGCCUACCACAACUACCACAACACCUGAAGCUACUACAACGGUCACGCCUACCACAACUACCACAACACCUGAAGCUACUACAACGGUCACGCCUACCACAACUACCACAACACCUGAAGCUACUACAACGGUCACGCCUACCACAACUACCACAACUCCCACAACAACCACAACGCCAUCUACUACGACAACAACACCAACUACUACGACAACAACACCAACUACUACGACGACAACACCAACUACUACGACAACACCAACUACUACGACAACAACCCUAACUACCACGACAACUACCCCAACAACAACUGCGCCAGGUCUUAGGCUAGCUCUCAUCGAUUCCAGCUCGGGCAGUAUUCUCCAUGCAGAAGGCAACUCGGAUGUUAUAAAUUGUUUUUUUGGAGUACCAAUUUUCAACGGCCAGACACGAAAGAAACUAUAUGUUAACAAGAACGGCCUUAUCUCGUUUAGGCAAAAACUGAGUGUUUAUGGUACGGUGCUGUCCAAUAUUUUUGACAAUAGUGAUGCGGACUUUGUGGUAGGCCUGGGUCUGGAAUUUGAAUACACGAGUGUCCGAUAUAAUGUGUAUGACAUCACCGAGGCUGGAUCCGAGACUGUGCUAGAUUCAAUUAGCAACACAUUACACGAGACUAAUUCGGAAGCAAAUGUAUUUCAGUUUCAGGCUUUAUGGGCUCUUGUCGUAACAUAUUUUGAAUCACCCCUGGAAGCUGAUUCCACGCAAUGGGCCACCUUUCAAAUGAUCAUAGCAACUGAUGGUUCAACGUCGUACACCAUAACAAACUAUUACUAUAUCAAUAUCGCACCAAGUAUUGGAACAACAAGAGCUCCAGUUGGAAUAAAAUUGAAUUUUUUUAUCCUUAAGUUGAUUGCUUCUAACACACAGCAAGCUCUUGGUCUGGAUAACAUAGUUCAAGGAGACUCGCGUUACCGGGGAGUUUUCGUUGAGAGAAUCAGUGACAGCACUGUUAACGCUCCUGUUCCGUUAAGUACAGUGUGUGCACGUUGGGUAUCAACGCAACCUAGUCAAAGUUUUAUACAAGGUUCACUUCUAUUCAGAUGUCCAUGUACAGAAUUUAUAGCACGACGUAUAUUUCGCCGAGGAAGGAUCUUUCGAAUUUCGACAUUCCGGCGAAGAUGUUAUGUCCGGACACAUGGGUUCCCUAAUGGACUUGCAUGCUGUUACAGAAGAGGCUUUAUCGAGGACGGUUAUGCAGCCGGAAUGUAUAUGCCAAACUAUUUCGAUAGAUCUUUAUUCUAUCAAAGGUUUGAGACUGUAAUCUACAAUGACAUAUGCUGUGUUUCUGGUUUGUGCAAUUAUUACCGUACUGUUCGACCGACUAGCAGAUUUUGUUUACCAAUCUGGUUGAUAAUACUGGCACUCGCGAAUGGUGAUCCUCACAUCAAGACGCUUGACGGGAAUGACUACACGUUCAACGGACUCGGUGAAUACUUAUUGAUGCGUGUCGACAAUGGUGAAUCUGAUCCAAACCACCACUCUUUCGAGCUUCAAGCGCGCACAAGUCUUGCCCUAGAUAAAAACAACAAAACAAUCAAUGCAACUGUCUUUACUGCCUUUGUUGCCAAGGACAAUUACAACAAUACCAUGCAAGUGGAGCUGAACGUUCAGGGGACAAAUGAUAGAUUGCUUAUUUUCAAGAAUGGCUUGGACAUUACACUUAGUUUUGAAGCUGAUUUGGAAUAUGAUUCAUCCGAUACAGAUCCCGACUCCAGCUUAACAUUUACUCGAGAAAACAAUACACUUGUUAUUCUUACUUUGUCAGAUAUCCGUAUAUCAAUCACUCCAAGCCAAGGACUUUUGUCUGUCGGAUUUCAAAUGCCUGAUGAAUUAAAAAACAAAGGUAUGGUAGGACUUCUUGGAAAUUUCAAUGGAGAUCCAAAUGACGAUUUCAUCGCACCUAACGGUACUAUCCUUUCACCAAACUCAACUGAAAAGGAACUAUUCUAUGGAUUUGGACAACUUUGGCAUAUCAAUGCGUCGGACUCCCUUUUCACUUACUUCGGCGGUAAAACAGCAGAUGACUACUACUUCCCCGAUUUUGUUCCGAUCUUCAUCGACAGCUUCAACACUUCAACUUAUGAAGCAGCAAAGACGAAAUGUGGCGGGGAGUCGGCUGUGAAGUCUUGCAUCUACGAUUUCCUAAGUACGGGAAACCAAGAACUGGCCCUAGAAACUGCUGCUGGAGAUGCACAAAUCAAUGCUGAGAGACUGGAAGCUGCAAACGUCCCUCCAACCCUUUCAGGGAACUUGAGUGUUAUAGCCACUGUUGGCCAACCUGUUCAACUCAACUAUAUUGCUAACGAUACAGGACUAGUCAACGUAUCCCUUUCGCAAUUUCCAUCUUCGGGACUAAAUUUAAACGCUUCUGAUUCAUCACUGACUCUUGAAUGGACACCGCAGGAUACUAAUGUGCAAAAUAUAAGAGUAGUGGCGGUGGACGAACUCGAUACAAAUGCGCCACCUAUUGACGUCACGAUUUUCCUGUGUACCGCAUGCUCGGACCAGGGGACAUGUGGGACCAAAGUUCGAGUGAACCAAAAUGUCACGGAAAACUUCAAUGUUCUGGAAUGUGAAUGCAAUACUGGAUGGUCAGGUGAUGAAUGUGAAAUCGACACCGAUGCCUGCCUAGAAUCACCUUGUGUAAUUGGCCAAAACUGCACCGAUUUAACACCAGCAGCAGAGGUAUCUUUAAAUAAGGCCUAUAAUUGCACAGAAUGUCCUGCAGGAUUCAGCGAGGUCAAUGGCAAAUGUAAAGAUAAUGAUGAAUGUGCGAUUGCCUCGGAUAACAGUUGCAAUCAAAACUGCACAAACACACUCGGGAGCUACUCGUGUUUCUGUCAAAAUGGCUUCCGACUCAAAGAUGCCUUCACAUGUAUAGAUAUUGAUGAAUGCUUAGAAGAAACUGAUGGCUGCGAACAAAACUGCAACAAUUUCGAUGGCGGGUUUUCGUGUUCCUGCAUUUAUGGAUAUAACCUGACUUCCAACGGGAAAACGUGUAACCAAGUACUUGAUGUGUGUCAAUUAGCUAAUAAGACAUGUGAAUAUGCCUGCUUUAACAGUUCAGGGUCAGUUGAAUGUAUUUGUCAAGGCGGAUACAAACUUAAGGCGGAUCAAGAGAAAUGUGAAGACAUUGAUGAAUGCCAGGGGAAUAUUUGUGGCCACAACUGUUCCAAUUCCAUUGGCAGCUACGAAUGUUCAUGCUACGAUGGUUACUCAUUGGCCGCGGACCAAGUCAGUUGCAACGCAUGCCCAUCCCAAACCUGGGGCCCUAAUUGUGCCAAUCAAUGUAAUUGUGACGUAAAGGGUUCUGUGGACUGUAAUCCAACCUCGGGCUGUGUGUGUCGAACUGGAUAUGAGGGUGCAACAUGUGGCACAGAUAUCAAUGAGUGCAUAGUGACUCCAGGUAUCUGUGGAACUGAGAAGCUUUGUAGAAAUUUCCCAGGAACCUACGAAUGUUACUGCCGAGAUGGCUUCAAAGUCGAAAAUAAUACGUGCGUUGAUAUCCUGGAGUGUGCUGAAGUGCAAUUGAAUAAUUGCUCCACCACGACUUCGACAUGCGUGGAAACAUCUGGUGGAUAUACGUGUGCAUGUAAAUCAGGAUACAAGCAGGGAACAGCAUUUACUUGUUUAGACAUCAACGAGUGUGAAAGCCUCGCCGACGCUUGUUCCCAAGACUGUGUCAAUCAGGAGGGCAGCUACAAUUGCAUUUGUAAAACAGGAUUUAUAUUGGCUGAUGACCGGAGAACAUGUGUAAAACAGCUCGACCCGUGUGCGAGCUUUACGAGUGUAAACUGUUCCUAUGCAUGUGAGGUGAUCAAUCAACAGGCUGUGUGUUACUGUGAAAGUGGAAGUGAGCUGGCUCCUGAUGGAAAAACAUGCAACGACAUUGAUGAGUGUAGCAAUUCCACAUUGAACCUGUGUUCUGUGAAGGAAAGAUGCCAAAACACUGUCCCGGGUUUUACAUGCUCGUGCGAUGACGGUUUUGAGUUAUCGAACGAUCUACGAACAUGUACAGAGUGCGAUGAGUUCCAUUGGGGGCCUGGUUGCUCCAACAAUUGUGACUGUGGCCUUGGUGUAGAAACGUGUGACAAGACUGACGGAUGCAAGUGCAAGAAAGGCUGGGUUGGCGACAAGUGUGAUGGCGACGUCAACGAAUGUAUCACAGAAACGCCCUGUGUUGGCGACAAUAUAGACUGUAUAAACUCUCCUGGUUCAUAUCGCUGUCAGUGCAAAACUGGAUUUGUCAACACUACGGGGACUUGUCAAAAUAUCGAUGAGUGUACAGCAGGUACUAGCGGUUGUUCUCAGUUGUGUGAUGAUACACAAGGAAGCUACGUAUGUAGCUGUAAUCCUGGCUUCAUACUCCAACCUGAUGGCAAAAGCUGUGAAGACAUCAAUGAAUGUAAUACUGGGAAGUCGGAAUGUGAUCAAAGUUGUCUCAAUACCAUAGGCAGCUACAUAUGUGGCUGUGAAGCUGGCUACAACCUCGAUCCUAUCAACAGGCAAACUUGUACUCCCAGAGAAAAUUGUACUGCAAACGCAACGUGUACUCAAAUAUGUGCCGUAGUUAAUUUUACUGAUGUCUGCUCCUGUGAAAGUGGCUACGAACUACAAGAUGGAUUCAACUGUACAAAUAUUGACGAAUGUAUUCAAAACCCGUGUGAUCAGAUUUGUGUUGACGAAACACCUGGCUACACCUGCUCUUGUAACAAUGGUUACAAACUCGAGACUGACGCUGUGUCAUGCACAGAAUGUACCGAAGGAACAUAUGGCACUAACUGUGCACAACAGUGUGAAUGCAUUACAACUGAUGGCAACACCCAAAGCUGUAACAAGGUCAAUGGUUCGUGCACGUGCAACAGUGGCUGGGAAGGCUCAAACUGCAGUUCAAACAUUAACGAAUGCACAGACACAACAAUCUGUCCUACUUUCUCCGACUGCCAAGACACAAAUGGAAGUUAUGUGUGCAAUUGUCAAGCUGGUUACGUCCUGGACGCGUCAGACACUUGUCUUGUUUGUACUAGUCAGUCAUUUGGAACCAACUGUCAAAGUCCGUGCACAUGUGAGUUUGCGAACACCAUAUCAUGUAAUCACGUCAACGGAACAUGCACAUGUCAACCUGGCUGGGAAGGAUCCAAAUGUGAUCAGGACAUCAACGAAUGCUCAGUGGACCCAACUAUCUGUGGUGACAAUGCAAACUGCACAGACACAGCGGGGUCCUACACGUGUGUUUGCAAUAACGGUUAUGCCAAGGAUAGCAGUGGCGCAUGUCAAAAUAUACACGAAUGCGACAGAGGUGAAGAUAAUUGUAUAGCAACAGCAGACUGUGUAGACACCGAUGGAAGUUUCAACUGUACAUGUAAGACUGGUUACUCUGGAGAUGGAUCAACGUGCACCGCUUGCUCUGAUUUCAACUAUGGAGCGCAGUGUGGUGACAGCUGUACCUGUAAUCAAACUAACUCGUUUGGCUGUGACACAGUUACCGGUGCAUGUAACUGUACUACAGCAUGGACUGGAGCGGAUUGUACAGUUGACAUAAACGAAUGUAAUAGCACAACGUAUCCACAUAACUGUGCGUCGGAAGCCGAUUGUCUUAACACCGAUGGAUCCUUCACGUGCAAGUGCAAAGCUGGAUAUAGCGGAGAUGGCCUAACCUGUACUGCUUGUAGUGGAUUUAUGUUCGGCGUUGGCUGUGAGAAUAGCUGUGACUGUAACACCACGAAUGCAAUCGAUUGUGAUGCUGUAUCUGGUGUGUGUAACUGUAGUACAGGAUGGAACGGCACUCGGUGUACAACUGACAUCAAUGAAUGCGCCAAUGAUACAAAUCUAUGUAUCGCUGAAGCUGACUGUCAGAACACUGAUGGUUCCUACAUGUGUACAUGCAAAACGGGCUACUUCGGAGAUGGUUUGACCUGUAACGCAUGUCCUGCUUUCAAGCACGGUACAAACUGUUCAUCAGAUUGUGCAUGUGACCAGACUAACACAGUUUCGUGUGAUCGUUUGACGGGCGCAUGCACGUGUAAUGCUGGAUGGACUGGCAACACGUGUACCACAGAUGUAAAUGAGUGCACGAGCACGCCAGUACAACAUAAUUGUUCCUCGAUUACGUCUAUCUGUCAAAAUACGGACGGUUCAUUCAUUUGUGACUGUAAGAAUGGCUACUAUACAACUGACGGAUAUGUUUGUCAAGCAUGUCCUGCUUUCAAACAUGGUACAAACUGUUCAUCAGAUUGCGCAUGUGACCAGACUAACACAGUUUCGUGUGAUCGUAUGACGGGCGCAUGCACGUGUAAUGCUGGAUGGACUGGCAACACGUGUACCACAGAUGUAAAUGAGUGCACAAGCACGCCAGUACAACAUAAUUGUUCUUUAACUACGUCUACCUGUCAAAACAUUGACGGUUCAUUCAUCUGUGACUGUAACACUGGUUACUAUACAACUGACGGAUAUGUUUGUCAAGCAUGUCCUGCUUUCAAGCACGGUACAAACUGUUCAUCAGAUUGUGCAUGUGACCAGACUAACACAGUUUCUUGUGAUCGCAUGACGGGCGCAUGCACGUGUAAUGCUGGAUGGAAUGGCACAACGUGUACCACAGAUGUAAAUGAGUGCACAAGCACGACAGUACAACAUAAUUGUUCAUCAACUUCGUCCACCUGUCAAAAUACGGACGGUUCAUUCAUAUGCGACUGUAAGAAUGGUUACUUUACAAGUGACGGAUAUGUUUGUCAAGAAUGCCCUGCGUUUGAGUACGGCUCAAACUGUUCAUCUAACUGUCUGUGUGUUGUUGCGAACACCGACACUUGUGACAGAGUGACUGGUGCGUGUACGUGUAAAACUGGAUGGAAUGAUACCAAUUGUGAUAACAACAUCAAUGAAUGCUUAGACGCUUCCCUAAACAACUGUACGACACUUCAGAGGUGUGUCGACACUAACGGAUCAUACGAUUGUCAAUGCUUGCAUGGAACAUUAAGCUCAGGAACUUGCUUGGAACCGACGACCACACCUGCACCAAGUCCUGUUGUAGCCACAUUUGUGAUAGUAUUUACACUGAAUUACACCAUAGAAGCGAGCGUUGACCUAACAAACCCAGGAAACCAAUCAUACAUCGACUUCGUCCAAAAUGUUACAGUUUCUUUGACUGCCUUAUAUGGGAACAUUAACGGCUUCCGUUCAGUUGUUGUUAUUUCUGUUGCACGAGGCAGCGCCGUCAUAGGACAAAGGAUUUCCACAGAUAACACCGGUGCAGCUACGGCUGGUGUGGCCAAUACAGUUGUCAAUGUUGCUAACGGAAAUACCCCGGUCCAAAUGCCCAACGCACAGGCUACGGCCUCCCGGGUUACCAUUGCAAAGACUGGGGAACCUACAACCAUAUUAACGCCGAAUAAUGACAGAUGUGCUUUGGUUAGAAGUAUUGGAAAUUGUCCCGAAAGUCUUUUCGAAUGUCUUAUUAUUGACGGCAGCGCACAGUGUGUGCCCACUGAUAAUACAGGAGGUUUCAAUCUGAUCGUGGGUCUAGGAGUCGGAAUACCUCUGUUUUUCCUAGCUUUAGUGGUGAUCGUGAUCAUGUGUAUCUACUGUAGGAAGUACAGGGGAAAUAAACAGGAGCUAGAACUUGACAGGACAAGGGAGGAAGCUGGUUUUAUGGGAAGCGGGGUGAUCCCCAAGUUCGGUAGCUGGGGCCGCCCGGCGUACUACUCGCCAGCAGGUUGGGGCGACGGAGAAUCGGUCGAAUCUGAGGACACCGACGACAGCCGAAGGAGACGUCGACGAGGCGAACAGUUCGACACUAAUGGCAAAGACUACUACAUGUACGAUAAUGGUGCCAUGUCUAACUUCUCCUGGGAUUUCAUGUACAAUUACGUCGACCCCAAAGAGCAGUACAAGAUCAAAAGGCCGACGACAACACCAAGGGCCAACCCAGUUUUCGACAACAAAUAAAAGAAAGGAAGGAUAUACUGACAAUUAUGUUCCUCCUUUACUGUGUGUGAUUAAUGAUCCAAGCCUUCGUUAUCCUGUCGAAUGUUUUCAACAGAGACAUCAGAACAUUUAUUCCUUGAAAACGACAUAAUGAAAAGGGAAAAAUACAGGGCGAAGAGCUUCAUCACAGGAACCAAUAGAAAUAUUUACGGAUGUUGAAUCCUAACGUUAACAUUAACCAUAAUGAUAAACUGACAGUAGUUUUAGUGAGAAACAUAAUGCAAUCAAGUAUACUCUUACAAGAAAAGUGCAUAAUGACAUUAGUUAGAGCCUGUUUUUUUAAAACGAAGAAAACUGCUCAAGUUCAUAUUUGUGUUCAUGGAUGGAACGCGUUAAUCGCCUGCUGUACAGUUGUCACUUAAAAUGUCAUUGUGUAGUAUAAAUCUCCAUGAGAUUUCUAUAGGUUAAUGUAAGGUCUCCGCAUGAUUCCCCAUGUCAGUGUGUGCCAAUACGAAUCGUGCAAUACUCCGAGUUUUAACUUAGAUAAAACAAUAUCAAUUAUCAAACGCAUUCAGAAAUUCUUAGAUUGAAAAAACAAACACUUAAUCAAAAUCAUCGGUAGACUAGAUGGAUAGGACAUGAUGUCAUUCCUUAUCUACCGAUAAAGGCUCCAUGGACAAUCAGCAUUUCACAAAUAAUCCAUAUUAAUCCACUAGGUAGAUAUGUCUAUGGUUGUUACUACAGAGGGUAGAUAAUAGGCAAGGGUGAUUUGACAAACAACUAAUGUAUAUAUGUUAUGUAGUGCUUUAUCUUACAACACAUAAUCAAAACAUUAUACAGAUCUCGGUAGUAUGUAAAGAAUAGUGCUGGUCUGUCUGUUAUAGACUAUAUAAUGGUACACAAUGUAUACCUUUAAUUAAAUAAUGAUAAGGUACUGUAAGAAAACUUCCAGCUGCAAUAUCACCAUAUCAUUUAUAAAGUAAAUAUAAACUAUGAACCAUGCCCAAAUCUGUAUUUCCAUGAGAUUGUUAUUCAACAUAUAUGGGACGGAUUGUGAAAGUCAUAAUUUAUAAGCUGUACAAAACACAGAUUUUUAAAUAGUUUUUAUGUUUUAUAAUAUUUUAGAGAAUUAUAUUGUAUACAUAUUAAUCAAAUGAUAUGAUGAUACUGUUGAUCGAAACACAAAUUAAGAUGUUUUGUAAGAUGAAUGGUUGUGUAUUUUUGUGUUCAUUGAAUAUAGACAGUGUAUACAUAAAACAUAAAUGGUGUAUGGAUGUAUUGUAAUAGAGAUGUUCCCCUGCAUGGUGCUUAUAUAUCGCAGUCAUUGUAUAAAGGCUAUAAAUCUGAAAUAUUUCAAAUCAUUUUCUAUCUCAUUGAAUUUAUCAGUUAUUUGGAGACUUCAUUGCAUAGGUAGCUUUUUUUCAAUCCUAUCUAACAAUAUGGCUGUGAUCCAUUUGUUUUCUUCGGUUUUUGUUUUGGUUCUUAAAAUCAAUCAAAUCUUACAUAUGAAAUUUGCAUUAAAAUGUAUUUUUAUCAUUCUAUUCCCAUUGAUGGUUAUCUGUCCACUAUUUCCAUAAAACCUGUAUACUUUGGUGACGGAACUAAUGAUUGUUUUUGUUUUUUUAAAUAAAAAAAAUAUAUAUUUUAUUAAUUGCCAUGUCAGAAUUAUAUCUUAUAUAUGUGAUGUUAUAACAAUUACAUUGGUACUGGUUCCAUGUGGGUGCAUGGUUCUGAUACUAUUGAUUAAAUGUUGAUUAGCAAGAUUUUUUUUAUUAUUAUCAUCAUUAUCAUAUUUUUUAAUCACAGACCGAACAAUCAAAAUUAUUCUUCUGAUAUUCAUAAAUGUAUAGCUACCAGUUUUGGUGGGGUUUUUCUUUUUAGUUUUCAGUUUUCUCCUUAAAUCAUUUGAAAAAAGUCUUCCUUGCCCUAGACAGGUCACUGACCAUUCACAUAUCACAAUAUUAAGGUGUCAAUGACGAUUCUUUUCAAGAGAAGUGAAAAAAGGUAAAAUCCUUCAAAAAAGCAUUCCUUUUCAUGAAAGAUGAAGAAGCGGAGAGGAAUAUUCUUGUAUCUAACCACUCAGUGUGAAGUAGGAGGAUAUGUAUUGAUGUGUUUUCCUUAUCAUAUACAUUUGUGAUAUACGUUUUUGUACAUUUGCUCCUUAAUGUAUAUUCUUGUGGUGAGUUACCGUUGAAAUAAAGGUGGGAGUUUUAUGACAUGAGUAUCUAAUCAGUGUUGGAACAAAUGUAUCAAUCAAUAGAAAUAUGUGAUAUACUAGUAUGUACAAUGUUAAAAUGUAUGAUGUUCUCCCGACUUUUUUUUUUUAGUUUUGUUAUUUCUUGCAGAUUUUGAGAACUAUGUAAAAUGAUAUCCGUUUUGUACUUAAUUAUUAUAUA
Messenger RNA from Pecten maximus, 18878 nucleotides. Its product is annotated as mucin-2-like. The record is from RefSeq and is a predicted model, not a curated record. NCBI's taxonomy places the organism in Eukaryota, Metazoa, Mollusca, Bivalvia, Pectinida, Pectinidae. The coding region runs from base 154 to 16503 and encodes 5449 amino acids. Gene Ontology annotation, molecular function: calcium ion binding. The transcript is spliced from 67 exons.